Messenger RNA from Myxozyma melibiosi, 6541 nucleotides. Its product is annotated as transcription factor/nuclear export subunit protein 2-domain-containing protein. The transcript is spliced from 4 exons. Gene Ontology annotation, biological process: mRNA processing; mRNA export from nucleus. Bases 188 to 6241 code for a protein of 2017 amino acids. Gene Ontology annotation, cellular component: THO complex part of transcription export complex. Lineage: Eukaryota; Fungi; Ascomycota; Lipomycetes; Lipomycetales; Lipomycetaceae. Gene Ontology annotation, molecular function: mRNA binding. The record is from RefSeq and is a predicted model, not a curated record.
GAAUCAGAGAUCCCAGAGAGCCAUUGGAGACUCUGCAAGUUGAUUCCAGGUGGAAUAUACAGCAAGCAACCAGGCUUGGAUAGUCCGGGACACCUUCGGUCGCAAAUUGGAUCUGUCCUCACUACUCUCUUCCCAGGCGCGAGAGUAACUCUCCUCCCCGUCUUCACUCUCCCUCCUGCUGCCGCAAAUGUCGGACUCGGUCUUGAAGCGGAAGCGCGACCAGGAGGAUGGCGGCGCGGCUACAGCAUCGCCGGCCCCGGCUACUCGCGUGCAGACGCCGGAUCCGCUCUCGGCAUCGACAGCUGAUCAGACUGUGAAGCUGCUGGCGUCGCAGUGGGUUGUCGUCGAUGAUUCGGUGGUCGAGAAGAUUGCGAAUAAUGAUUUGGAGUCAAUAACGAAUGCUGUCCGCGAAAUCAUCAGCCAGUCUGAGAUCGAGAAACUGCUACUACUCGUACACGAACUCACGCUAUCAGCAGUCGUCGAACGGAUAUCAUCCGAUUCAGCAAUUCAGGUCUUUACAUCUCUGCUUACCCUCGAGAGCGCAGACUCUGUAGACAUGCCAUCAAUCCUCAUCGACACCUUCGCCUCCUUUGCAUAUUCACCAACCCUGCAUCUACUUCUCAAAUCGCUUCCUCUCGAACCGUCGCUGAUCCAGACUCGUCUCGAGCCCUCGGUUCUAAGCUCGACCGAAUGGAACAUCCCGAUGCUCGAGAAACGCGUCGUUCGCGCAAACACCGCGAUGCUCUACAAACAGAAGCGAUUCAACCUGCUUCGCGAAGAAUCAGAAGGCUACGCAAAGCUCAUUGUCGAGAUCCACAGCGCGUCCUACGCUCCAAAUAAAAUGAACCUCGUCGAGAAAACCGCACAGACUAUUAUUUCGCUCAUUGGAUAUUUUGACCUGGACCCGAACCGCGCGCUCGACAUCUUCCUCGACAUUUUCUCCGCCAACGUCGUAGCGCAUGUUCAGUUCUUCCUAGCAGUGCUAAAGAUCUCGCCUUGGUGGCCAGCUGUGCCGUCGACGGCGAACAGCAUAUCUGAUAUAGGACAGGGUGGUAACCCACUAGCUGCCUCUCUUCUCGGAUUCAAGCUGCAGAUGUACACCGAGCUCGAGGAGACCGCGCCAGAGAAUCUGAUAGUUACGAUCGCGGUGCUGAUCAAAGAAGGCUUUAUCAGCCUAGGCGAUCUGUACCCUCACCUCUCACCUUCCGACGACGAUCUGCUCAAGGAGAAAGAUUCUUGGUCGAAAGAACUCGAAAAGACGGCCUACAUGGCCACUGCCUCGGCGCUGGCGUUAGCAAUGCCUUUAACCGAUGACACUCCAGGUCCGCGCGAUCGCUCGAGCCAAACGAAAGAGAAAGAAUCAGAAAAGGAGGCCGAGAAAGAAAAAGAGCAAAAGCAGGUUAUACCUCAAAAGCCUCAGCUCGUGGCCGCCCUGCUCAGCGUCGGAUCAAUCUGGCCGGCUUUGUUUAUGCUUUCCAAGUUCCCGUUCUUACCUGGUCCAUACUCUGAAAUCGCAGACACGCUCAAUAUCUUGAUUGGAUAUGCGCUCACUCCGUUUUACGAAUCGAUCAGGCCAUUCAAGGUGUUUCUGGACCCCGAGCAAAACCGCAAGAUGCUCCCCGCCCGGCAGCGUGGGACCAAAUCUGGGUUCACGCUCGUGAUGCCGGCUCCGACUGCAUCUAGGCGGGUUCUGAGCCACCUGAAACGCUCCGAAAAGGCCGAUACGACCUACCGAGUGUUUUAUGACUCGUGGACUGAUGGUAUAAAGCGGAUCGAGAACGUUGAGGACUUGCUCUUCUACUCUGACUACCUGCUCAAAUUUGUGGGGCCACAGCUUAGUCGAGAGCCGGUGCUGUUUACACAACUUUGCCGGAUAGUGAAUCAUUUUCUCGACGAGUGCGAUAAACAGAAAGAGAAUAGCAAUUCUGAAGGUCUGAAAUACGACUCUGCGUUUUGGCUGCAGUACUUUCGUACGUACCUGCUACCCGCCGUGUCGCUGAUAGAGGAGAACCCGGGCGUUCUUCAUGAAGUGGGCACUAUCCUCUUUCAUUUUGAGUAUCCUACUCGCUACGCCACCUACGGUGAAUGGUACAACGUUCUGCCGCGCAACGUGCCUCAGCUCCGCGUCGCGGGCUCGAAGGCAGAAAAGGAGACAAAGAACGUGCUAAAACGUCUAGCGAAAGAGAACGUGCGCGAGAUGAUGCGGCAGCUUGCGCGAGUAUCUUACGCCAACCCGGUGACGUCGUUGACUGCCCUUGUAAGUCAAGUUGAGAGUUAUGACAACCUGAGCGGACUGGUGGUCGAGGCUGCUAGGUAUUUUACUUCGAUCGGGUGGGAUGCCUUGCCGUUUGUGAUUAUGAUGCAGCUCAGUUCUGGGAGAAAUACGAUACAGGGAGAUGGAAUUACCGAGCGGAAGUGGCUGCAAUCUCUCGCAUCGUUCACGGCAAAGCUUUGCAAAGAAUACUCUCUUAUGAAUCCAGUUCCCCUUCUGGAGUAUCUCCGUCGCCGACUUCAUCAAUCAAAUACCUCAGACAUUCUACUAUUGCAAGAGAUGAUUCAGCAAAUGGCGGGCGUCGCCUCGUUUGCUAACCUGAAAGAAGCCCAGAUAGAAGGUCUGAGCUGUGGCCCAAUCGUGCGUGCAGAAGUCUUGCUCACGCUCGGCGACCAGCGGCAUCUGUCACGGUCCUCUGCCUUGCGACUUGUUUCCUGUUUACAGGAGCUCGAUAUCGUGUCUGAGAUGUUUGUCUUGCUUGCGCAGCAGUACCGGACCGCGAUCUUCAGCAUCCCAGACUACCAAGCCCACACCAAAGUGCUCGGCAGCAGAUUCGACGACUUGGCUGUCAUCAUCGCACAGUACAUCGAUCUAAUCAACACCUUCCUUCUCCACGACAGCGAAGACCCCGAGCGCGGUCGCGCGCAGUUUGAAAAAUACGCGUUGUCGAUUCCUGAACUCUGCGACGACUUUGGAGUCGAUCCCGUGAUUGCGUUUACGUUUUGGCGGGAAAAGCUUGGGAUCGAUGUUCGUAAGUCUGAUGAAAGCAGAUGGGCUAGCCGACUUGAGCGACGAGAGCAAGUUCGCGCUGAGCUUCUGGAGCGGAAGCAGAAGGAGAUGAAGGCUGCUUCUGAGAAAGAGGCUGCGACAGAAGAGCAGGUCAAGGAGGAAGUUAAGGAGGUUGAGAUGGAGGAUGUGAAGCCAGAUAAGGAACAGAAAGAAGAAGGGUCGGAGAUGGAAGGCGUGGUUACUUCGGAGGUAACGGACGCGACGGUCAAGACGGAGGUUGAAGCCAAGGUUGAGGAUAGCGAGAUUGACGAGUAUUUUGACAACGAACAGCUCGAGAAGGAGGGCCCAUGGCACCCCCUCCUACACGACAUUGUCGAAAAACUGGGAGCCGGAUCUGAUGCCGCUUACUGGGAGUAUCUGAACAAAGGUCUAUUUGUGACGUUUUUCCAGCUCUCGCUCUACGACAUUCACAUCCCGAUCCAGCGGUACACGGACGAGUUCAACAAGCUAAAGUCCCGCAAUCCGCGCCAGUGCGAACAACUCCAGCAAGAAAACCGAGUUCAUAUGCUUCAUGUGGAGAGAACGCGACGACGACUACGAUUUGAGCGCGGACACUGGUUUGAGUAUUCUCCUCGGACUGCGCAGGAGUUUGCGGAUCUGGAAGAGGGUGGAGUGGACGCGAAUGCGCAGCAUACAAAGCACGAGGUCGCAGCUCAGAAGAAGCAGGUCGACGCGUUCCUGGCGCACUGCAUCAUUCCCCGCGCGCUAUACUCGCCCACUGACGCGACCUUUUGCGUCAAGUUUAUAAAGCAGCUGCACAUGCUCGGCACGCCCAAAUUCCGGACAAUCAUGGCCUUUGACGUGUUAUUUUCCGCCAACCGCCUGUUUGCGACGAUGGCGAGCUGCACGCCUAACGAGGCCGAGAACUUUGGCCGGUUCCUGAGCGAGCUGCUGGCUGAGAUCGGACGAUGGCAUGCGACGCAGGCUGUCUAUGUGCGCGAGGGCCUAGGCCGGCACGAGGCGAACGGCGAGGUGACGUUUCUUCCGGGCAUGCGGCUGUCGUCGCAAGAUAAGGUGACGACGCCGCCGCUGGACGACGUGGAUGCUGAGGCUAGGCAGUGUCAUAUGCUGACGUACUCUGCGCUGAAGAGCAUUGUGACAAAAUGGCAUGGCCAGCUUCGCGAUUGCAUGCUGCGCGCUUUAGAGAGCGAGGAUUAUAUCCACCGCCGAAACGCGUUCAUUGUGCUGCGUUCGACGAUCAAGACGUUCCCGAUAAUAAUGGCGUACGGCAACAAGAUUCUCGAGCGAGUUGAGAGAAUUUCGCAGACGGAGGAGCGCUCGGAUUUGAAGCUGACGUCGACGGCGCUGUAUGGGUUGAUGAAGCGACAGUCUUCGAACUGGGUGGACCUGCUUAGCUUCAGGUACACCGAGAAAGAGGCAAAGAUCGAGAGGGAUAAGAGACUGGCCAAGUUGAAAGCGCAGGAAGCUGCGGCGGCUGAGCGACGGAAAGCAGAGGCAGAGGCGCGUAAAGAAGCCGCAGCAGCUGAGCGGCAGAAAGCAGAGGCCGAGGCCGAGGCACGCAAAGCAACUGCUGCUGCAUCAGCAGCCCCAGCUCCGUCAGCAACGAUUGAAGAGACGGCGGCGACUGAGAAGGCAGCUGAAGUGAAGAAGAGCGGUAUUCUCGGUCACGCCGAGGUCAAGAAAUUAAACCCGGAGGCACCGUCGUUCCAGGUGUCGGCGUCCAAGACAUCAUCUGAGAACGAGAGCCCGCCAAAAGCAGCACCCAGCAAAGAAGACGGACGCACAGAAGUCAAAGGUGAAGAGGCCGCUCGGACUCGUGGAGAGACGACUUCGGCAGCAAAUAGUCCAUUGACGCCACAGCAAUCAAACGCGUCUGCGCGGGUCGGAUUGCCUCCGCAGUCAGCGGUCGUGCCGCAAGAGAAGGCAGCGGGACAACAACCCAGUACAACUGGAUCUCAACCUCUUCCUCCGGCACCUCCUCUGCGAUCACAAUCGAGUGGUGAGCGUGAGCGCCGACGAGCGCAGCCGCCGCAGCAGCAGCAGUUUUCGAUCCAAGGCGCGCAUAGAUCGGAUGGGAAUGGUGCUGCGCCAGGAGCGCAGGCAGUGCCAUCAGCGCCGCCUAGAGGACCGCGGAAUAUGGGGGCGUCGUAUGAGCCGAGUGGACGUGCUCUGAACGGUAACGGAAGUAAUAGCAACGGCAAUGGCAAUAACGCUCCGCCGGUGCAGGCAUCGCCAUCUUCUUCUUCGUCGUCGUCAGCUGCGCGCAGCGGAGCGCGAGUACCACUCCCACCUCAGCAGCAGGUGCUAGCGAAUUUACAAGGCCGACCGCCGCGCUUUGCCGGCCCCGAACCAAGCAAUGUCGCAUCUGCUUCUGGCCCGCAAUCAUCUCAAUUUUCGAUUGCAGGCGCGUCAUUGCGUGGACCGUCGCGAGGAGCCGAGAUCGAUCCUCCAGAAAGACGAGGAUCGUCUGGUCGACCUCCGUCGCAACCUUCGGCGGAGAGAGCGGUUAACGGCGGCGGACCACCUAUGAGACCGAGCAGGACAGGUUCGAGUUCUUCGUUGCGAGGUGAGGAGAGGAGUAGUAGGCCCCCUACGCAGCCGUCAUCAGCGCGUGCGUCGCCGUCGAGUUCUACGAGUAGAUUACCUCCUCCACCGCCGCCUCCUCCGCCACCACCUCCUCCACCUGUACAUUCCACGUCGAGCACCGCACCGUCGCCUCAGCAGCAGCAGUCGGAAAGUGCGACGGGCGAACGGUCAAGCCGCGAACGCGAACGAGAACGAGAACGUGAACGCGAACGGGACCGCGAACGACGUCGCCGGCGCGAACGUGAGCGCGAGCGUGAGAAACAACGCGAGGAGCGCGAGGGAUCUACGGCCGGGACCGACGACAGGGAGCGAGAGAAGCGUCAAGGCGCGAGCAGCGGUAGUAGUUCGCGGCACCACCACUCUUCCUCGUCGUCAUCGCACCAUACUAAAUCUACAGAGACAGGCGAGCGGCGGGAGCGCGACCGAGACCGCGAGCGCGAGCGCGAGAGGGAGAAAGAGCGGGAUCGGGAGCGGGAGAGGGAGCGCGAGAAGAGGAGGAAGGAGAGACAUGAGCGGGAGAGACGGGAGGGCGGGAGAAAGCAUGAGCGGGAUGAGGGCGGAUUAGGCGAGGAAGCCGGUUCCGCGGGGGAGAAAAGUCGGGAGAAAGCCGAGAAGCGGAGGAGGGUUGAUUGACGGAAGUAUCUCCGUUGCUGAUUAUUUAUAUUCAAUGUAUUUUUAUUCUUAUCUGUUGUUUCUACACGAUGUUGAUGGCAGUUCAUGACAACACAACUACCGACCACUUCUGUUAAAGAUAUAAACCACAGCAACCUCCUAAUAGAUACAGAUAUAUUACUAACACAUUACCUAACACCGUGGGGGGCAUAGACGCGAUUACAGAUUUGGACGUGGGGGACGGCAGCAAAGCCGGGAGCCUCUUCAGAGGUGCGGCGCAGGUCGCGGAGAAGGAGGCCCCGCAACUAUAAAACCACCGUC